AUGGCACCCGUGGAUGCUGCCCUGUCUCAGACCUUGCUCUCGCUGACCCAGAGCAAAAUCCGCGAACUACAAAAGCAACGCGAUGCAUAUGAGACCCGCAAAGCAGCCAUAAUACAGGCCUCAAAACAGCACUCGGACCCUCGCAGCCGCGUCUGGUCCCUCCUGGCUAGUAUGAAAGAAUUUCAACCGCAAAUGGCCGACGACGCCACGGUCAGCAACAUGGCGAGCUGGCUGCAGCAAGCGCGGUACGACUCUACCAUCCCGGAGGAAAUGCUUCUAGGGUUCGAGAAAGCGCUCUUGGAACGACUAGACAGGCGCAGUGCCAAACUGGCCAUGGCGGAUCUGUACUCUCGGCUCCUGACGGAGUGGGUGCAUCCACACUCGACCAAAGCCGCGGCUUCAGAGUCUGACUCCUCGGAGGAGGACGAUUACGAAGUUGUGGACGAGAGGCAGAAGCAACGACUGCAGCAGCUGUGCGAUCAAUUUGAGGCGACAGUAUUUGAGCCGCUGGAUACCGACCAGGACAAGAUCUUUGCCUUUCUCGAUGGGCUAUUCCCAGGGGAAGAAGGCCGCGCUGCAUUGGAGGACCUCCGGGAACAGAUCAUGGAGGAAACUACAAGCCAAUGGAAGACGGCGGAGCCCUUCAACGAGCGUUCGCUGUCGCUGUGUAUUAAGGGUCUUCUGUCGGAGGAUCUCGUGAGCGAAGAAAAGCGUGCCUUGCUCAAGUCCUUCCUGAAGAACCGGGUGGCAUUGAACGAGAUCGCGGAUGUGCUGAACUUCCGCUACGCGGACCUUGACCAGUGGGACUGGCACGCGGGGGAAGAGGGGAUUCCCGUUUUGCCGCGACCACAGCUUAACGGCAAAUACCGUAUCUGGAUGGACGAGGACGUGCUGCAGACACUCUUCGUACAAUACAUCGGCAGCCGGCUAUGCAAUCGGGUUAAGCUUGUUCUGCGGAAUUUUGUGGAGCAUUCAAAGCUCUGGAAGUGGUCGGCGCGUCCUACAAUGACGACAAGAGAUCACCUACGCCGGACAUUUUUUCUCGGGUCGCAGCAGGAAAUAGUGAGCCCGGAAGAAAAGCGCAAAAAUGAGUUUGUGCACACGUACUUCCUGUGCCAACUGCCGGAAACGCAGGAAGCUUGGUCCGAACGGGGCAUGGGAUCAUACGAUAACGACAAUGAUGAUGAGUCCGCAUCGGGAGAUACUAAAAAAGAAGGGAGAAACGUGAAGCAGAAGAUCCUGAGGAAGAUCGCCACAGAGACGCUGGUUCAUCGGCAGUUGUACGGCGAGGCGGCAGUCAUCCAGACGGACCUUAAGUGGUUUGCAACUUGCCUCUCGCACAGCACCAUCUUUGCUGUCAUGCGCUUUAUCGGAUUCUCCGAGGACUGGAUAGCCUUUUUCAAAAAGUAUCUCGAGUCGCCCCUCAACAUGGACCAAUCGUCUGAAGGACGAGAGCCUAAGGGGUCGCGGAUCCGCAGAAAGGGUGUCCCCAUGGCUCAUGCGUCGGAGAAGCUGAUGGGAGAGCUGGUACUCUUCUUCAUGGACCUAGCGGUCAACCGCGAAACAGGCAUGCUCCUGUACCGACUCCACGACGACAUCUGGCUUUCCGGCCAUCCAGACAAGUGCGCCCGCGCAUGGGAAGUGAUGCACGAGUUCGCAGAAGUGACCAAGCUCGAGUUCAACCACCAUAAAACGGGCUCAGUUUACCUAUCUGAGUCGCCGGACAAAGCCAUCGCAUCCCAACUUCCCGAAGGGCCCGUCAGAUUUGGCUUCCUGAAACUUGAGAGCACCUCCGGCGACUGGGUCAUCGACCAACCACAGGUUGACGCACACGUCCAGCAGCUUCAAACCCAGCUGAACCACUGCGAUAGCGUCAUCUCGUGGAUUCGCACCUGGAACAGUUGCAUCGGGCUCUUCUUCCGAAGCACCUUCGGGCAGCCCGCACACUGUUUCGGCCAGCCACACGUCGACUCCAUUCUGGCGACAUACCAGAAGAUGUACGACACGCUCUUCGGCAAGACAGACACUCCGACUGUCACGUCGCACCUGCGCCACAUGAUCAAAACGCACUUCCCCGACGCCCCAGAUGUCCCAGACGCGUUCUUCUUCAUGCCCGUGGAGCUCGGCGGGCUGGGUCUCCGCAACCCGUUCAUCCCGAUGCUGCUCGUCCGCGACAGCCUCCCCCAGCGACCGGCGCAGUUUGUUGAUGAGUUCGAGAAACAGGACAUCGAUGCGUACGACGAGGCCGCUCAGGAAUUUGCCGCGCUGUCAGAACGCACGAUCAAUGCACGCCUGCAGAUGGUGAACCCGCCUCAGGGUUCUAGCAAGCCACCUGUCGUGCGGUGGUCAGAGCAGCGCAACUUCAUGUUCUUCGACGAGUGGUGUCGGUUCCGAGAUAGCACGAGUUCCCCCCUUCGGAGGUGCUAUGAUAAUCUGAGCCAGGUCCCGUCCAAGUAUACAGUGGAUUGGACGAAUAAGGUGCUUGCUGCAUCCGAUAGUGUAAGAGGACGGGUGAACUUGGCGGGAAUGGAAGAGGAGGGCCGUUGGAUUCUGGAGCUAUACGCCGAGAGUCUGCUAAACGAGUUUGGGACCCUAGAUAUUGUGGAUCAGAAGUUCUUGCCCAUGGGCGUGUUGGCUAUGAUCAGGGAGAAGCGGGUCAAGUGGCAGAUGGUUCUAUGAGUAUCCUAAUUGGACAUAAUGAGGUU
Aspergillus campestris IBT 28561 is the source of this 2705-nucleotide messenger RNA. RefSeq lists its product as uncharacterized. Bases 1 to 2679 code for a protein of 892 amino acids. Lineage: Eukaryota; Fungi; Ascomycota; Eurotiomycetes; Eurotiales; Aspergillaceae. The transcript has a single exon. The record is from RefSeq and is a predicted model, not a curated record.